GUUAAAUAAAUCUUUCUUCCCUAUUUUAUAAUCUUCUCUCCACAUGACAUGAAGUUUGGUUUGGGUUUCAUUUUUUUAACGUUUGUUUCACGAAAUAGAGAUUGUAUGUAAUGUGCAGUGGUAAUGUUAAUUAAAACAACUCAUAUCGACUUAUUUUAUCAGUGGCUUCGUGGAACAGAGAGAAAGAGAGAGAUCCCCUAAUUCACAACCUUGAAAUUUCUAUCAAUUCAUCAAAUUUCCCUCCCAAAUCUCUUGUUUUUGUCGGGUACUCUGUUGUUUCGAUUGAUUAUUGGAACACCCAUUUGGAUAUUUCUUUCAGGGAAGUGUUGGGUUUCUUCAAUUAGACGAUUAGGUUUUGUGAAUUGAGGUUCUUGGUGGUUAGGGUUUCGGAAAGAGUGGAUUUGUGGGUGUUGGGAGUAUUAGAGGAAUGAUAAUCAAGCGGAAGUUGAAAUCGGCAAUGCCGAGUUUGAAGCGUUGUCGAGUUAGUGAGUCGGGCGGAGGCGGAGAUGACGACGAAUGGUCGGGGAAAUCUCGAAAGAAACGAAAGACUAAAAACGGCAGCCAUGGCCAUGGUUAUUACCCUCUGCAUCUGCUCGGAGAGGUUGCCGCCGGGAUCAUUACGUUGAGUGAAUUGGGAUUUCACUUCGCCGCCGGCGUUAUCCCUAGCUUCUGCAGCGACACCGGCGCGGUGGUGAUCGUUGACUCGAAACCAAUUGCACCAAAAACGGAGUUGGAAGAUAACAGUAAUGCUAUCAACAAUGAUACAGUACGACCGGCUAAACCACGACCGCCGUUGGUAAGAACUUCCCGAGGUCGUGUUCAGGUACUCCCAUCUCGUUUCAACGAUUCAAUUCUCGAUAACUGGAAGAAAGAAAAAACAAAACUCGAUGUCAAUCAAGAUUCCCACUUCGACCAUGAAUUCACUCCUAUUAAAGACAAAUCCACUCUCAAAAUCCCAAAACCCCGAGAUCAAAUUCAAACCAAGAAACAUGUCGGGGAUAAAGUUAGCUACAAAUGUCGCAAAUCUUUACCAAAGUUUGAAGAAUUCGAAGAUGAAGAAUACAAGAGCUUCGAGAUGACAAAGUAUUCCAGAUUAAAUUCACAACAUGACGACGACGAUAAUGACACAAACAUCAAAGCACCCGAUGAAUUCUCUCCUGGUGACAUCGUGUGGGCAAAAUCAGGGAAGCAUUAUCCAGCUUGGCCAGCCAUUGUUCUUGAUCCUGUAUUGCAUGCGCCUCAACAAGUUCUUGGAUUUCGUGUUGAUGGUGCUUAUUGCGUCAUGUUUUUUGGGUAUUCUGGAAAUGGCACACAAAGGGAUUAUGCGUGGAUUAAAAGUGGAAUGAUAUAUUCUUUUGUAGAAAAUGUCGAUAGGUUUCAAGGUCAAACUGACUUGAAUGAUAAUGAGCCAAGUGUUCUUCGUUCUGCUAUAGAAGAAGCUUUUUUAGCAGAACAUGGAUUUACAGAAAUGUUAAUGGUUGAAAUUAAUGCAGCAGCUGGUAACUUAGAUUAUCUUGAUUCUAUCCCUAGAGGAGUUCAAAAUCUUGAACAUCAACGUAUCUCUCAAAAACAGGCAAUAUCUAAUAGACGUCACUCACAAUCAUGUGAAGGAUGUGGGUCCACCAUAUCUCUUAGAAUGUUAAGAAAAAUGAAUGACACAUCUCCUAAUAACCGUUUGCUUUGUAAUACGUGUGCUAAGUUGACAAAAUUGAAACAUUAUUGUGGGAUAUGCAAAAAGAUAUGGAAUCGUGCGGAUACUGUUAGUUGGGUACGAUGUGAUGGUUGUAAAGUAUGGGUACAUGCAGAAUGUGACAAAAUAUCCGGUCAUCAUUUUAAGGAUCUUGGGGCAACUGAUUACUAUUGCCCAGAUUGCAAAGCUAAGUUCAAUUUUGAGUUAUCAGAUUCAGAAACUUAUCAACCUAAACACAGAUGUAAUAAAAAGCAAGAGGAAAUGGUGCUUCCUGAUAAAGUCACUGUUGUUUGCACAGGGGUAGAAGGAGUGUAUUUUCCAAGCUUGCAUUUGGUUGUGUGCAAGUGUGGAUCUUGUGGGACAGAAAAACUAGCACUUAGUGAAUGGGAGAGACACACAGGGUCAAAAGUGAAAAAUUGGAAAACUAGCAUUAAAGUGAAGGACUCCUUGUUGCCACUUGAACAAUGGAUGCUUCAAGUAGCCGAGUAUCAUGCUCGUACUGUUGUUUCGGUGAAUUCCCUAAAACGCCCUUCUUUAAAAGCCCGAAAGCAGAAACUGCUUAGUUUUCUACAAGAAAAAUACGAACCUGUAAAUGCCAAGUGGACAACCGAACGUUGUGCUGUGUGUCGUUGGAUUGAAGAUUGGGACUACAAUAAAAUCAUUAUAUGCAUCAGGUGUCAAAUAGCUGUGCAUCAAGAAUGUUAUGGUGCAAGAAAUGUUCAAGAUUUCACAUCAUGGGUAUGCAGAUCAUGUGAGACACCAGAUAUCGAACGCGAAUGCUGCCUUUGUCCUGUGAAAGGAGGUGCUUUGAAGCCUACUGAUGUGGACCCACUGUGGGUCCAUGUAACAUGUGCAUGGUUUCGACCUGAAGUUUGUUUUGCAAGUGAUGAAAAAAUGGAACCUGCACUUGGGAUUUUAAGUAUUCCAUCAAAUUCUUUUGUAAAGAUAUGUGUUGUUUGUAAGCAAAUUCAUGGAUCAUGUACACAAUGUUCAAAAUGUUCCACUUAUUACCAUGCCACAUGUGCAUCAAGAGCUGGCUAUCGAAUGGAGUUGCAUUCUCUUGAAAAGAAUGGGAAGCAGAUUACAAGAAUGGUGUCUUAUUGUGCUUAUCACAGGGCACCAAAUCCAGAUACGGUUUUAAUAAUACAGACACCUGGAGGGGUAAUUUCGGCAAAAAGUUUACUAUUAAACAACAACAAGAAUGGUUCAAGAUUGAUUUCUUCUAGAAGAUUACAAUUACAACCUGAAAAAGCUUCAAUUUCUGAAAUUUCCAAUGAGGCUGAACCAUUUUCAGCAGCUAGAUGCAGAGUGCACAUUAGAUCAGACAAUAAGAAGUCAGAGGGGCUAAUUGUCCACCGUGUUACAAGACCAUGUCAUCAUUCUUUAACAACAAUACAACGGUUAAACAGCCUCAGAGAAAUGCAAGAACCUCGAAGCUUUUCUACUUUUAGAGAAAGAUUACGUCAUUUACAGAGAACAGAAAAUGAUCGCGUUUGCUUUGGUAGAUCGGGGAUACAUGGAUGGGGUCUCUUUGCACGUCGAAACAUCAUGGAAGGAGAAAUGGUUCUUGAGUAUCGUGGUGAACAAGUGAGACGGAGUGUGGCGGAUUUAAGGGAAGCAUCGUAUAGAAGAGAAGGAAAAGAUUGCUACCUAUUCAAAAUCAGUGAAGAAGUGGUGGUGGACGCAACAGAUAAAGGAAACGUAGCACGCCUAAUAAACCAUUCUUGUAUGCCAAAUUGCUACGCGAGGAUUAUGAGUGUGGGUGGUGAUGAAAGCCGAAUUGUGCUUAUUGCAAGGACUAAUGUGACAACAGGAGAUGAACUAACGUAUGAUUACUUGUUUGAUCCAGAUGAAAGUGAUGAAUGCAAAGUUCCGUGUUUAUGUAAUGCCCCAAAUUGCAGGAAGUUUAUGAAUUAGGAUGAUAGUGAUACCGGAUAAAAGAGUAUAGAAUUGGGCUCAUUAGGCUAACUUGUAAUUUUUUUUUUUUUUUUUUUUUUUGGGUUUGGGAAAAAGGUAAUAAAAAAAUGUUUAGAUAUAUAGGAGAGAAGAGUAGGUGUAAGGGGGAUUUGGAAGGAUGAAUUGAUAGGUUACCUACCUCAAUUGUGUCAUCAUAGUUUAAACACGAUUUUGGUGUUCUUUGUCUCAUGGAAAGCUUGUUUAUGAUGA
This is a messenger RNA of Lactuca sativa (garden lettuce), 3856 nucleotides long. The record is from RefSeq and is a predicted model, not a curated record. NCBI's taxonomy places the organism in Eukaryota, Viridiplantae, Streptophyta, Magnoliopsida, Asterales, Asteraceae.